Molecule: messenger RNA, 437 nt
Organism: Capsicum annuum
Lineage: Eukaryota; Viridiplantae; Streptophyta; Magnoliopsida; Solanales; Solanaceae
Product: MLO-like protein 1
Biological process (GO): defense response
Cellular component (GO): membrane
Source: RefSeq, a predicted model, not a curated record
GACAAGGCACCAUUGCUGUCUCUUACAGCACUGCAUCAUCUACAUACCUUUAUCUUCGUGCUGGCUGUUUCACAUGUUACUUUCUCAGCUCUUACAAUUUUAUUUGGAGGUAUAAAGAUACGUCAGUGGAAAUCUUGGGAGGACUCUAUCCAGAAAGAGGAAUAUAAUCCAGAAGAAGUACUUAGCUCGAAAGUUACACAUGUCCAAGACCAUGAUUUUGUCAAGGGCCGGUUUCUAGGUUUUGGUAAAAGAUCAACCUUACUAAGUUGGCUGCAUUCUUUCGUCAAGCAAUUCUUUGGAUCUGUCACAAAAUUGGACUAUACAACUUUGAGGCUUGGCUUCAUUAUGACUCAUUGCAAGGGGAAUCCAAAGUUCAAUUUUCACAAGUAUAUGAUACGCGUACUUGAAGCUGAUUUCAAGAAAGUUGUUGGGAUUAG